AUGUUUUACUAUGUCUUCCUCAACGUUUACAAGAGCAUGUUUGGCAAGUACGAGGCCAAGGAAGACAUUGCCUACGAGUACAUCCUUGCGGCAUUCAAAGUCUGCGUGGACAAGAUACCGACAGCGACUACUGAUAGCACGGUCCGAACACACGUCACAGGACACUCUCUUGGCGGGGCCUAUUCCUCCUUCUCCUACGCUCAGAUUCUCGUCGAUGACGCCAAGCUCACCCAGGAGAAAAUCCAAACGGGUGACGAAUACAUCUUCGGAUGCCCCCGCGUUGGGAGCAACGAUUGGGCAGCUAUGAACCAAGACCUCGUGUCAAAGAAAGAAGGUCAGUCUUGGCGUACAGUGAACUACGAGGACCCCGUCCCGCAAGUCCCUCCAACUACCUUGAAGCCCGAGUAG
This is a messenger RNA of Colletotrichum chrysophilum, 408 nucleotides long. RefSeq lists its product as uncharacterized. The coding region runs from base 1 to 408 and encodes 135 amino acids. Lineage: Eukaryota; Fungi; Ascomycota; Sordariomycetes; Glomerellales; Glomerellaceae. Gene Ontology annotation, biological process: lipid metabolic process. The transcript is spliced from 2 exons. The record is from RefSeq and is a predicted model, not a curated record.